Acytostelium subglobosum LB1 is the source of this 7200-nucleotide messenger RNA. RefSeq lists its product as hypothetical. Gene Ontology annotation, biological process: chromatin remodeling; regulation of gene expression. Lineage: Eukaryota; Evosea; Eumycetozoa; Acytosteliales; Acytosteliaceae. Gene Ontology annotation, cellular component: nucleus; chromatin. The transcript is spliced from 4 exons. The record is from RefSeq and is a predicted model, not a curated record. The coding region runs from base 1 to 7200 and encodes 2399 amino acids. Gene Ontology annotation, molecular function: ATP binding; histone binding; DNA binding.
AUGAAGAGAGCAAAGACAAAGAGUCCAAUGGUGAACACAAGGAGUGCUGGUGGUGGAGGUAGAAAUGGCACAACAACAACGACAACGAAUAAUAGAGGCGGAGCGAGUCAUAGGAAGGAGGAGAGUGAUGAGGAGAUGGAUACAAGUGGUGCAGAGGAAUUGGGCGAUGAUAUGCCCCUGUCAUCAAUCACAAGACGUGGAUCAAAGCCUUCAUCACCAUUGUCUUCACCAUCUCCAGUCCUGGUGGCUCAGCAAAAGAGACGUGUAGUACAACAGAAUGCUGCGACACAAUCAUCGUCAAACAACACAAUGCUUAUGACCCGAGCAAAGGCAAAACAACAGCAGCAGCAACAGCAACAACAACAGAAGAAGAAGCCACCACCACUACCGACUAGACGAGGCGUAAAGCGUCUCGCUGACAGCUCCGAAGACGAACAAUCGGACUCUGUAAACAAUGACGAGAUGAUUAUCAUGUCCGACUCUGAUGAUAACAUGUCUCCUGAUGAGGAGGAGGAGGAGAGUGAGGGCGUGGAAGUCCUCUCAUCCGAGGAGGAAGAGCGACAACCCAAGAAGAAGGUCGCCCCACCCCAGAGCAAGCGACAGACGAAUGGCAGCAAGAAGGCUCCACCCAAGCGACCAACGAGAAGAGUGUCGAGUAGCAGCAGCGAGAGCGAUUACAUGUCGCCAGAGUCGGAUUCAGACUACGAGCCACCAGCAGCAAAGCCAAAGAGGAAGGCUGCCGUCGCCGCCCUUGCCACCACCAAGAGGAAGAUGCCGCCACGCUCCAAGCUGGCCACGACACGUCGAACAAAGAAAUCAAAGAAGGAGUACUCAUCCGAAGACGAGGACUAUGAAGAGGAGGAGGACGAGGACGAGUCGAUGGAGUCUGACGACCAGGUCAGCGCACAGGAUGACGACGAUGAAGAUGAAGACGACGAAGAGGAGGGCGACGAGGAGGCCAGCGAAGAGGAGCUCUCGGACAUUGUGAUCAGUCUGACGGCCGACGAGGCAGAUUUGCCACCUGACCAACAAAAGGUCGUAGACGACAUUGUCGAUCUGUCCAAAGAGGUCGUUGACAAGAUUUUGACGUCCAAGCUGUUCAAAGGGAAGUUUAUGUCACUACCCUACACUCUCUACGAUUAUCAAAACAAGGCCAACAACAGCAGUCGAGCGAAUGUCAGCCACACCAAGAGCGACAAUGGUACAACAACAACUUCCACCACAACAACAACAGCUACGUCAACAUCGUCGGCAUCAUCAUCUCCGAUGAUCAAGUCUGAGAGCAAGGAUAUUGUAGACUCGACAUCACCAGCAUCAGUACCAGCACCAGCAUCUUUAUCCACCGAGCACACGACCAAUGGCACUCAGUCACCACUGCCGCAAAAUGAAGCAACCAAGGUAGACCACACUCCCAUGCAACAGAUUGCAAAGACUGAGGAGACGACCACGACAACGACAUCGACGUCGAACACGACAACAACAACCACAGAUACAGAGGCAUCCAAAAAGGACGAACCAAUGAAGGAUGAGGAGGUUAGGUACCUGGUCACGCUGAAAGACCGGUCGUUCAGAUCAGUGCGAUGGAUGACGAUCAAGGACCUCGAGAGCACACACAGCACCGACCACAGACUGUCGGUCAAGAUCAAGAAGGCCAACAUGUCGCCCGCUGAGCCGAUCAAGGACGAAGCCGAGGCCAACCCAUUGCACUACUUCAGUCCAGACCACAUCCAAAUCGACAAGGUGCUGACUGAGGAACAAAAGACGUUUAGACAGCGUGGCAAGCGAGCAAUCACCCUGACAAGGUACCUGGUCAAAUGGAAGAAUCUGCCGCACGAGAAGAGCACCUGGGAGUUCAAAGCGACGCUGAGAUCCCCGCAGGACCUCGCCGCCAUCCAAACCUACUUCGAGAUGAUCAACACUGGCGGUGGCACCAAGAAAUACGUUUCCCGCCCCACCAAGCUGCCCUCAUUCGAUCCCGAUCUCGUGCCGCUGUUCAAGAGCGGCCUGGCGCUGAAAGAGUUCCAAGUAGAGGGCUUCCUGUGGCUGUCUUACUGCUGGUAUCACGAGCGCUCUUCUCUUCUGGCCGACGAGAUGGGUCUGGGCAAGACCAUCCAGACAAUCUCCUUCCUUCAGUUCCUGAGCCAGCGUGUGGGCGUCAAGGGUCCCUUCCUGGUGGUGGCGCCACUGUCCACACUGGGCAACUGGCACAAGGAGAUCAUCAAGUGGACAGACAUGCGUGUGCUAAUGUUCUACGGUAUACAAGAGACGCGAACCUACCUCAAGAAGUAUGAGUGGCGACGAAAGGACAAGACGUACAUGUUUGAGAUCCUGCUCACCACUUACGAGACAGUGAUGACAGAGCACGCUGACAUUGUCAAGGUACCAUGGCGAGUCAUAGUCCUUGACGAGGGACAUCGAAUCAAGAACGUCAAUUCAAAGGUGUUGACCAAGCUGAAGUCUAUAAGGACUGAACACUCUGUUAUCCUUACAGGUACACCACUGCAGAACGAUAUGAAGGAGUUAUGGACAAUGUUGAACUUCUUGGACCCAAAGAAGUUCAAUAACUGUACAGAGUUUCUGGAUGAGUUUAGCGAUUUGAAGGAGGAGGUGCAGGUCAAUCGCCUGCAUCAACUGCUGUCACCCUACCUGCUGCGUCGUAUGAAGGAGGACGUCGAGCUGUCCAUCCCAAUCAAGGAGGAGACCGUGAUCCAGGUGGAGCUGUCCUCCAUCCAGAAGACCUACUACCGUGCCAUCCUUGAGAAGAACCGCGAGUUCUUGUCGCGUGGCAUCAGGAGCAAGAGCAACCUGCCCAAGCUGACCAACAUCAUGAUCCAGAUCCGAAAGGUGUGCAACCAUCCAUUCCUGAUACCGGGCGCUGAGGACACCAUCGUCAAGCAGGAGAAGCUCACCACCGACGAGCAGAUCUACGAGCUGAUGAUCCGCUCCAGCUCUAAGCUGGUGCUGGUCGACAAGUUACUGCUGCGGCUCAAGGCCGAGGGCCACAAGGUGCUGAUAUUCAGUCAGAUGGUCGAGUCGCUCAACAUCCUCGAGGACUAUCUGCACUAUCGCCAGUACCCUUACGAGCGACUGGACGGUUCGGUCAAGAGCGAGGACCGUCAGGCGAGCAUUGAGCGAUUCAUGGAGAAGGAGUCUGACCGUUUCGUCUUCCUUCUAUCGACACGAUCCGGUGGUGUUGGUAUCAACUUGACAUCGGCCGACACAGUGAUUCUGUUCGACAGCGAUUGGAACCCGCAGAGUGAUUUGCAGGCACAGGCGCGAUGCCAUCGAAUUGGCCAGACAUCCAAUGUCAAGGUGUACCGUCUGAUCACGAGGAACACGUACGAGGAGUACCUGUUUGAGGUAGCCACCAAGAAGCUUUUGCUUGAUCACAUUGUGCUCAAUCAGGCCAAGAACAAUCCUAUCAAGGAUAAUGCUGCUGCUGCUGCGGCGGCGGCUGCGGCAUCACUCGCCAACGCGACUGCCGCUGAGAGUGGGACAAUCGACGUCGAUUCCGAUCCGACAACAACGACGACCACAACCACGACAACAUCCACCACAGAUGGGACCUCUACCACCACACCACCCCAGGGUGGUGCGGCAGCCGGCAAGGAUAUUGAUCCAGAGGCACCGAGCGAGAUCAGUCAGAUGCUCAAGUACGGCGCAGCCUACCUCUUUGCCGAGUCGGCCAACGAUGCGUCCGAGCUCGACAAGAUCAUGUUCAACGAGGAUAUUGACAAGAUCCUGGAGCGUUCUACCACAAUCAGCUUUGACACCAAGAACAAGCCCACCAACCUGUCUGGUUUCUCCAAAGCCACGUUCGCAUCCAACGAGAACGACAUGGACGUGGACAUUGACGACGAGAACUUCUGGGAGAAGGUGUUGCCAGAGUACAAGACCGUGCGUCAGCUCGAUGAGAAGCUGACCAGCGGCAGCAUCUUUGCCAGCGAAGAGGCCCGCGCCAAGUACAUUGACGACAUUUGCACGCUGGCACAGAACAAGCGCGAUGAACUCAACGACUCGAUCAAUGUGGAGUUCAUUGGCGACCUCUUGAAGCUUAUCAUGCGUGUCGAGUUCAACACCAGGUUCAGCACAGAGGAGCGCGACCGUGUACAGAACAUGCGUAUACUUCUCGAGCGACCCAGGACGAGGAAGCGUGUCGUGCCCGAGGUGGUGCAGACGGCCCCAGCCGACAAGAAGAAGAAGAACAUCCAGGCGAUCAUUACCAUGCCCGACACUGAUUCGUCGUCGGACGACGACGGUGGCAGCGACCCAGACUUUGUCGACCCCGACCACAGCCACGACUCGGACGACAGCCAGAGCGAGGCACCCAAGGGCAAAUCGUCAAAGAACAAGAACCCUCUGGCGGCUUCGGGACAGGGCUUUGCAGUAGGCACGGCAUCCAGCGUGCCAGUGUGGAGCAAGUCCAACAAGGACAAGUUGAAAGCCAUCCUUACCAAGUACGGCAUGCACCGAUGGCACAAGGUUCAGAAGGAGCUGAUGGCGGCCGGAUCGAUCAACAAGUCUCCGGCCGAGAUCCAGUCGAUCGCAGAGUCAUUCUUGGUGGUGGGCUAUGGAUUUCAGGACGCGAUGAAGUCAUACUUUGAUUCGUUUGUAGAGGACACGUCCAACUACAAUUGGCAUCGUAUGGGCUUCAACUAUGACAAUUACAUUGGCAGUGUCAACAACCUGACGUCACUCAAACAGUUUGUGAUCAAGGAUGUCAACAGUAACAUACCAUUGAUCACCACACAAGCCACAGUCAUUCGUUGGGAGGUCGUCCAACCUCCUCCUCCAGCUCAACAGCAGGCAGCACUACCACCGUCCCCUCAGCAGGACAUUGUCGUAGGGUCGACAUCGCCUCCACAAACCACUUCCACCACAGACACCUCCAUGUCCACUGCCACCGAUACCGCCAUCGCCAACUCUACCACCAGCAACAACAAUGUAAAUAUGUUUGAACAACAACAUCACGAGCUAAUGGACCACAAAACAUACUAUCUUGUGCUGAUGGUGGAGGAGUUCAACAACUUGAUCAUCAGAUCCUACCCGAUCGUUGAUGGCCAGACAUCACUGGAGAUGUUCUUCCCGGGCUUCAACGGCACGUACAUUGCCAAGAUCAUAUAUGCCAACCCUCAGGAGAACACCUACCAACUGUGCAGUAAUGAGAUGAGAAUAGCCACCACACCCAGCAUCAUUUGGCAACAGCUGGACUUCCCCUCAUUCGCCACACGUGUCCAAUCGACACUCACUCGUCUCGUACAGAUGAGCGCCAUCAAACAAUUUGUGACGCGACACGGCAAGGACCUCAGGACGCUCAAGAUCCCUUCGUUGGGCCGUGGCCCCACUCUCCUCUGGACGACAGAGCACGACAGGGCACUGCUGAUCGGUGUGUACAGACACGGUUUUGGCAAGUUCAUCGAGAUCCUGCAAGACCCCGGCUUGGACUUCCAACAGGCCUUCAAGAAAAAGGAGACCAACACGCUUGCCUUCCAAUCACCCGGCUCCGUACCCACCUCUGACGACACAGUGGCCACCGAUGAGAAGACACCAUCGUCCGAGACGAUCAGAAGACGUCUGGCGCGCAUCACCGACUUGAUCAUCAAGAAUGCCCACCACACUCACAAGUCCAGCAGCAAGUCACACAAGUCCAGCAGCAAGCAUAGGAGUCCUUCGUUGACGUACACGCCCACCACGACAACCACCACGACCACCAACCACCACGAUAUAGACCAAGACGGCAGGAUAUUCUCACCUGAGCCUGUGGACGCCUCGGAUGAGGACACCCCCAGCUAUGACAUGCCCAUCACAUCGAACAAGAACGCCAAGAAUCUUGCCAAGCAAAAGUUACAACAACUGCAGUACAGUCUACAACAACAGCAGGCUCAGUUCAAGCAGCAGGCCAGAGCAUCACAGCAACAGCAUCAACAGCAGCAACAGCAACAACAGCAGCAGCAUCUACAGAAGGCCAACAACGACUACAAGUCGUUUGGAAAGGCCAGCACACAGGCGCCAAGCAGCAGUGCUGCCACGAUGAUUAUCAACUUCCGCUGGGAGAACAAAGUGUACCAGAUCAAUGUGCCGCACUCUGUCCAUCUAGACAUACUCAAGAAGAUGUUCAUUGUCAAGUUCAACCUGUACAACGUGGUGGGCCAUGGCGAGGACCGCGACUCUGUCCUGCGAUUCUAUCACAACAAACAGGUGAUCCAGCCAGGCGUGCGUAUCUUGGAUCUGGGCAUCACGGAUGGCGACAUCAUUGAUGUGACCUGGGAGAGCAAGUGGAAGACGGUGCAGGUGAAGGGCUUUGAUCAUGGCACCGUGCUGAUGAAGGUCCAGGACGACACGGUGCUUGAGGACAUUGUCAAGGCGUACUUCCAUCAGUCUCAGCCGCCCUAUGACCUCAAGAACCUGCGAGUUGAGACACGUGGCCAGACAUUCGACCUCAAGACAGAUAUUGGCUUCAAUGGCAUCAAGGACGAGGAGUUCUUGCACAUUGUGCCAUCGCCCGAGAUCAUCCACGUAAACGUCAUCCCAUCGUGGGGUGGCGAGAAGGAGGUGUACGCGCUGCACAAGCGCAAUACUCUACUGUGCAAGCUGACCGACUCGUUCCUCAAGAAGCACAACAUCCAGAGCAAGCAAGUGUUGUUCACGUUUGGCACUCAGCACAUCGAUCCGGCUAAAUGCCCGACCGACCAGGGCAUCGAGAACGAGUCACACAUUUAUGUACACCUGCUGCUCGUCCGUCUGGACGUCUCGUACAAGGACACCACGGUGCCCUACCUGCUCAGCACGACGACCUCCUUUGACUCGAUGAUGCAACGCUUCUGCGAACGCCUGCAACUGUACAAACCAGACACGGUGUUCUACUUUGAGGGCAAGCCGCUGAACCCUGAGGAUAGCCCGGAGCGCAUCAACAUGAAGACACAGGCAUCGAUCGUUGUGGCAACGGCUACUGCCAGUCCCAAGAGCGCCAUUGAGGUGGAAGUGCGUCUGGUUGGCCAGGACUCUGGCAGCUACAUCAAGAUGCACACGGCCAAUCCAUUCCCAUUGCAGAUUCUCAUGGACAAGUUCUGUCAAGAGCAUCACCUGUCCAGCUCCGUCAUCUUUAAGCACAAUGGCAAGACUAUCGAUGGUAACGACACCCUACUCACCAUUGGACUCAAGGAUGCAGAUGUCAUUGAAUGCUACCUGGUCUCACCAUAG